AUGUCCAAACCACUCGAUGGAAUACAGCCUACAGUGCACACGGUCUUCGAGCCCACCACAUGUUCAUGGCAAUAUGUUGUAGCCUGUCCAGAAACCAAAGAAGCAGCAAUCAUCGACCCGGUCCUGAACUUUGAACCAACACUAUACACCAUUACCUCCCAAGCUGCAGAUGCUCUAAUCGACUUCAUCAUGAAAAAUGGCUACACAGUCACCAUGCUCCUGGAGACACACGCCCACGGCGACCAUCUCUCAGCCUCCUACUACAUCCAACAGACCCUGUGGGCUCAUGGCCAACCACACGCACAGAUCUGCAUCCAAGAGGAUAUAGCAAUCGUCCAAGCCUACUACGCCCACAGAUACCGAAUCCCCAAAGACGAAAUCGACACUGCCUUCGACCACCUCUUCAAACCAGAUGAGAAAUUCCAACUCGGAAACAUGAUCGGCAUCGCCCUCCACCUGCCAGGCCACACACCUGAUCACGGGGGUUACAAACUCGGCAACAAUGUCUUCUCAGGAGACUGCAUGUUCAAUCCGGGCAUCGGCAAUGGUCGAUGUGAUUUUCCCGGUGGCGAUUCCCAGUCUCAGUUUCGCUCUAUGCAACGCCUGCUAUCGUUCCCGCCAGAGACGAGAUUAUAUACCGGUCAUGAUUUCCCACCUGCGCCGGGUAGUGAGCUUCCGACUCGUAAUCCUUUGCCGUAUAAUACUGUUGCUGGGCAGAAGGAGAAAAAUAAGUAUCUCGAGGAGGACUCGUCUGAGGAUGCUUUUGUGAAGUGGAGGAAAAAGCGAGAUCAAACUCUUGGUGAGCCUAGGCUUAUGCAUCAGGCUUUGCAGGUUAAUGUUCGUGGGGGCAAGAUGCCGAGUAGGUCUUGUGAUGGGAAGGCUUUUAUGCUUUAUGCUCUUGAUGUCCCGAGGGUUCUAUUGACUGGAUAG
Penicillium antarcticum is the source of this 930-nucleotide messenger RNA. RefSeq names its product MBL fold metallo-hydrolase. Gene Ontology annotation, molecular function: sulfur dioxygenase activity. The transcript has a single exon. Bases 1 to 930 code for a protein of 309 amino acids. Lineage: Eukaryota; Fungi; Ascomycota; Eurotiomycetes; Eurotiales; Aspergillaceae. Gene Ontology annotation, biological process: hydrogen sulfide metabolic process; glutathione metabolic process. The record is from RefSeq and is a predicted model, not a curated record.